Messenger RNA from Sus scrofa (pig), 2111 nucleotides. It is a transcript of the gene PTGES3L, whose product is annotated as prostaglandin E synthase 3 like. NCBI's taxonomy places the organism in Eukaryota, Metazoa, Chordata, Mammalia, Artiodactyla, Suidae. The record is from RefSeq and is a predicted model, not a curated record. Gene Ontology annotation, cellular component: cytosol; nucleus. Gene Ontology annotation, molecular function: Hsp90 protein binding; protein-folding chaperone binding. Gene Ontology annotation, biological process: chaperone-mediated protein complex assembly; protein folding.
CUUGGGAUUUAAUACUGGCCCAAAAUUUAUUGAUCGCCUGCUGUGCAUCCGGCAUUUAGUGUACUAAGCGUUGAAGAAACAGGUGAAUGAAGCCGGGGCAAGUCCUUUCCUGUGUAUAGACUCUGGUCCUUGCCCUGGUCCGGGCGGGCGGGUAGUCUAUUCCAAACGUGUGCAUUUCUGGAGAUCCCAAGAUGUGAAGGGCUGCAAGGACUGUCCGCUCACAGAGUCUCUUGGGAGUGCAGAUCCCUGGCUGUAGGGCCACGUUCCCCGUUCCUCUAAACUCUUUCCCCGACCAUAUAAGGAGAGGCAGCUGCUGGGGCCGUCCCCAGGAUCUAAAGAUAGCAGCCCCUGCCCUGGACUCUAAGCUGCGACCGGGCAGCGGCAGCCGCCAUGGCACGGCAGCAUGCCCGGACCCUGUGGUACGACAGGCCCAAGUAUGUGUUCAUGGAGUUUUGUGUUGAGGACAGCUCCGAUGUCCACGUGCUCAUCGAAGACCACCGCAUUGUGUUCAGCUGCAAGAACCCAGAUGGAGUGGAGUUUUACAAUGAGAUUGAGUUCUAUGCCAAGGUGAACUGCAAGGACUCUCAGGAUAAACGCUCUGGCCGCUCCAUCACUUGCUUUGUGAGGAAAUGGAAGGAGAAGGUGGCCUGGCCCCGGCUCACCAAGGAGGAUAUCAAGCCAGCGUGGUUGUCUGUGGACUUUGAUAACUGGAGAGACUGGGAAGGGGAUGAAGAAGUGGAGUUGGCUCAGGUGGAACAUUAUGCAGAGCUUUUGAAGAAGGUCAGCACCAAGAGCCCUCCCCCUGCAAUGGACGACCUGGAUGAUGAUUCUGACAGUGCUGACGCAAGAAGUAAUUAACUUUCUGUCACAGCAGAACCGGAGAGGAAGCUGUGGCUGUCUUCUAGUCACUCUGACAAGCUAGGGCCUGGGUCUUUGUCAGCUCUUUGCCUGGGCACCAGGGUCCUCUGGGAUCUCUGAACUUUCCGAAAAGCUCUUUAUUAAAGGUCCUCCUCAUGCUUUAUUUCUUCUUCCUAGGCACUUGACUGUGGCUGCUGCGGCUGUUGGCUGGAUAGAAAAGGAUUAGAGGGGUGGGACUUCUGACUUCUUACCAAUGAACUGUAAUCGUCCAGGCUUUCUUGAGUAUUCGAGGUGUGAGUGAGAGAGAGAGAGAGAGAGAGAGAGAGAGAGUGUGUGUGUGUGUGUGUGUGUGUGUGUGUGUGUGUGUAUGCGCAAAAGCCAAAGAAGCAGAUUAUAUAGAUUAUACUAAAUAUCUAGGAACCUUUCUCUGUCUCUUUCCUUCUUGUACCUCUUCCUCCUGGAGACAAGCCUCUUCCCCCUCUAUAGUGCCUCUCGAGUGGAGAAGCGGGUAUUGGAGAUCCUGGCCCUCACUCUUGCGAUCAGAAGAAGAAAGAUGUUGGGAACAGACUUGUAACCAAGCUAGGGGAUUCUCCAUGCUCAGAUCUAUGUGCUGAUCUUCAGAACAGAAACCAGCCUUUUACUUUAUGGCUAAUAUUGCCAUCUCUAGAACCAGCCAGAACCCCACAUCAGCUGCCUGCCUACUCCAGAAAUGUCUUUACACUUUUGGAGUUCCCCUUGUGGCUCAGCAGUAAUGAAUCCAACUAGUACCCAUGAAGAUGCAGGUUCCAUCCUUGGCCUUGCUCAGUGGGUUAAAGGAUCCAGUAUUGCCAUGAGCUGUGGUGUAGGUUGCAGACAUGGCUCAGAUCCUGCACUGCAGUGGCUGUGGUGUAGGCUGGCAGCUCUGAUUCGACACCUAGCCUGGGAACUUCCAUAUGCCACAUGUGUGGCCCUAAAACAAACAAACAAUUCAGAAUUCCGGAAAUAUCUUUACACUUUUAAAACUAAUUUUACGCAGUGCCCAUGUCUAUUCACUCUUCCAUUGAUCAGCUGUCCCAUUCAUCCACAAUCAUUUUUUAAGUGCCUAAUGUGUACUUAAACCGUGACUUAAGCAAAAUGCAAUACCUAGACUUUGCUCUUGAACUCAUGGUAAAGUACUGAGGUUUGUUAAAUUAAACAAGCAGAAUUUGUACUCUUUCAAUAGGCGUAAACACUGUUAACAGUUUCUUCAAUAAAUUUACAUAUGUUUAUCUAUA